AGGAAAAUUGAUCGAAAUGUCAAUAUCAAUGGAUGACAGAGGGAACAAUAGUGGAGAAGUUGGAGAAUUUGCCAGUUCAUCAAUGAUACAAGAAUCAAUAGAUCUCAAAUUGUUAGCCGCAGAAAGUCUUAUUUGGACAGAGAAAAAUGUGACAUACUUCGGACCACUUGGAAAAUUUCCAGGUAAAAUCGUAAUUACUAGGUAUCGAAUGGUUUUUCUCGUUGGUGAUGGUGGAAAAAUGUAUGAGCAAUGGAAGCUCGAUAUUCCACUCGGACAAGUGUCUCGGAUAGAAAAAGUUGGUAGAAAGACGACGAGUGUUGCCAAACGAGGCGAUGAUAAUUAUGGAUUCACAAUUUAUUGUAAAGAUUAUCGAGUUUAUCGAUUUACAUGUAAUCCAGCAUCGAGUGAUAGAAAAAAUGUUUGCGAUUCGUUGAAUAGAUACGCUUUUCCGCUAUCGCAUAAUUUGCCAAUGUUCGCCUCUGUACAUGCAGCAGAAACACCUAGACUUAUGAAAGAUGGUUGGAAAAUUUAUUCAGCUGAAAAAGAAUAUGAACGCCUUGGAAUCCCGAAUUCACGUCUUUGGAAAGAAGUGGACAUUAAUAAAGACUAUAAAUUUAGCGAAACUUAUCCAAGAACUUUUGUAAUUCCGACAGUAUCUUGGGAGGAAGGAAAACCAUUUGUAAAGAAGCUCGGCGAGUUUAGAAGCAAAGAAAGAAUUCCCGUGUUGAGUUGGAUUAAUCAGACAACUUUAGCUUCAAUUUCACGAUGCUCACAGCCAAUGACUGGAAUUUCUGGAAAAAGAAGUGCUGAGGACGAGCGACAUCUCACGAACAUUAUGAAUGCCAAUGCUAAUUGUCGUGAACUUCUGAUCCUUGAUGCAAGACCAGCAGUCAAUGCAAAACUUAAUAAGGCAAAAGGUGGAGGUUAUGAAGAGAAUUAUGUCAAUGCUCCUCUAACAUUCCUCAAUAUUCACAAUAUUCACGUUGUUCGGGAUUCAUUAAAACGAUUGCUAGCCGCGCUGAUUCCACGUGUCGACGAGAAGGGAUACUACAAAGCGUUAGACGAAUCGAAAUGGCUCAAUCAUGUUCAGAGCAUUUUGGAAGGAGCAGUAAAAGCUGUCUUCAAUGUUGACACUGAAAAACAAUCAGUAUUGAUUCAUUGUUCUGAUGGUUGGGAUCGAACUGCACAGCUGACGUCGUUGGCAAUGAUUCAACUCGACUCCUAUUACCGUACAAUUGAAGGAUUUAUCGUUUUGAUUGAGAAGGAAUGGUGUAGCUUUGGUCAUAAAUUUGGAGAGAGAAUCGGUCACGGCGACGAUAACUACAGCGAUGGAGAACGAUCUCCCGUAUUUGUUCAAUUCUGUGACUGCCUAUGGCAAAUUAUGCGACAAUUUCCAUGGGCAUUUGAAUUUACACAAGAACUGCUAAUUUGUAUGCUCGAUGAGCUCUACGCUUGCAGAUAUGGAACAUUUUUGUACAAUUCCGAAAAAAUCCGGCUGAAGGAUAAGAAAUGCGAUGAAACGACGAUAUCGUUCUGGUCCUAUGUUUUGGAAAAUAAAAAGAAAUUCAGAAAUCCAAUGUUUAAGCAUGGAAAAUCCAAUAAAGUGAUAAACGUAAACCCAUCUCUCUGCGGUUUACAUGUAUGGAUUGAUUACUACGCCCGAUCGAAUCCAUAUGUAGUUACUCCAAAUCAUGAGGAUGUUCAACAGCCAGGCGCACAGUUUGUCGACGAGAAAAAGCAAUUGUUGGAUGAGAUUAUGGCUCUUGACGACGCUGCUCAAAAAUUGACCGCCUAGUUAUUUUAAUUAUGCUCAGUUAUUCAAUUUUGUUGUUAGACUUUUAAAAAUUUAAUUUAGAACUUUUCACUGUGAUUUCAUUUUGCUUUCUUUAUGUGCAUUGUACAAUAUUAUAUGAAAAUAAUUCAUCUUU
This is a messenger RNA of Caenorhabditis elegans, 1928 nucleotides long. It is a transcript of the gene mtm-1, whose product is annotated as Phosphatidylinositol-3,5-bisphosphate 3-phosphatase mtm-1. Lineage: Eukaryota; Metazoa; Nematoda; Chromadorea; Rhabditida; Rhabditidae. The coding region runs from base 29 to 1795 and encodes 588 amino acids. Gene Ontology annotation, cellular component: plasma membrane; apical plasma membrane; phagocytic cup. The record is from RefSeq and is marked reviewed. Gene Ontology annotation, molecular function: phosphatidylinositol-3,5-bisphosphate 3-phosphatase activity; phosphatidylinositol-3-phosphate phosphatase activity. The transcript is spliced from 11 exons.